GAAAUGGAGGCCGAGUGCAGGCGGUUUCACGGAUAUCAGUUCGAGACUGACGACGUGUUCCAGCGAGGUCUGGCCCAGCUCGGGGAGGCAGUGUGGUGUUCUGAGGAGCGGCUUCUCGAGGCCAAGAUCUACUAUUAUUGCAGGUUUAUUGGACCUAUUGAUCUUGAAAGCUACAAACGAUGGCUUUCUUCACAAAUUAUCGAUGCCAAGAAUGACUUAGCGGUAGAGGAAGAUAUGACAAAGGCUUUUGAGAGGCUGCUCAGACCGACUCCAAGUGAUCAAGGACAAAAUGACAAAUCAGCAACAAUAGAAACCACAAACUCACUGCCCAUAGAUCAGCAAGCAGAGAAUACUAUGGAUGCAAGAAUGCACCUUCAGAAUAGUGAAGAGAUAGGAGGUAAUGAGCACAAUGCUUUCUAUGAAUUAACAGAGGAUAGCCAAGUAAAAGAAUCCCAUGAAAAUAAAACAGUUGGUGACAUUACAAAUCUCUCUCCUAUUACCACGGAGGUUAAUGGAGGAAGCUGCACCCUUUCUUUUGCUCAAGUACUUCAUCUUGUGCAAAGUGGACAAGAAAUUCCUGGCAUUCAAAAAUGGAACAUUACAUCAAUUAAUAGUGCACCUACUGUUUCACAAAUGGCAAGGAAGCUCAAACCUUGGGAAAGGGUGUGAUAUUGUCAUUAUGGUAUUAAUUAAAAUUAGGAAAUGAUAUUAAUUUAUAACAGUGUUCAUUGUAAUUAAACUACAAGUGUAACUGGCUUCAGCUGAUUUUGAGAAAGAAUCGUAGUUCUCCAGAAUUUGAAUUUUGCUGUAGCAGGUGUUUGAAUUUGGUAACCAGAUUUUGAGUUCUUCCGGAUGCAAGACUUGGGGUACAAAGGGUUUCUUUGUAAGAGGAAUGUUCAGUCAUUCACCUGUUGAGAUAAUUUUCUUCAUAAUCAUAAGACGUGCUGUGAAUCCAAAAUAUUCUCCAAACCUGCUUGAAGAAUAAUCACAGCAAUAAGGGAAUUUAUUGCAACCUGAGAGAUGAGGGUCAUAGAUUAAAGAUCUACAUAAUGUAUGAUUUAACAUUCACUGUUACAAAGUUGAAUGCUGGUAGUGCAUUUUUUCCUAAUUUUUUGUAGUUAAGUAAUGCAUGUCAGUUGAGUACUGGUUUCAUAGAAGAGCAGGAUUAGCCAAUUCAGCCCAUCAAGCCUGCUAUGCCACUUAAUAUGAUUGUGGCUGAUCAAACACUUCAGUGCCUUUUACCAACACCAUCUGUAUCAUCCUUUAUGCCAUUGAUAAUCAAAAAUGUAUCAACAUCAAAGACUAAGCUUCUACAGCCCUCUCUGGGAUAGAGAAUUCCAAAGAUGGAUCACCCUCUGAGUAAAAAUAUUUCUCAUCUUGGUACGAAGUGGCAUCCCACUUAUUUUUAAGUUGUACUCCCUGGUUCUAGACUCCCAACCAGGGGAAACAUCUUAAUGGCAGUUACCUUGUCAAUUCCUUUAAGUAUUUUGUAGGUUUCAGUGAGAUCAAUUCUCAUUCUUCAAAACUCUAAUGAAUAUAGCCUCAGUUUGCCUCUGUUUGCAGAACAGUCCCACAUCCCAACAAGUCUGAUGAAUCUUCUUUGCACUCCCUCAAUGACAAUAAAAUCUUGCCUGAAAUAACGAGAUCAAUACACAGUAUUCACGUGUGGACUAACCAAGCUGCCAUAUAAUUGAAGCAAGGCGUCACUACUCAAAUUAUCUUGCAAUGCAAGCUAACGUUCCGUUAGCUUCCCUGAUAGCUUGCUGUACCUGCACUUUAGCCUUCAGUAACUUAUUAACAAGGACACCAAGUCCCUUUACAAAUUUAUACUUUCCAACCUUACUCAAUUUAAGAAAUAUUCUAUGCAUCUGUUCUCACCAAAAUGGAUAAUCUCAUGUUUUUCCAUAUUAUGUUCUAAUUAUCACAUUCUUACCCAAUCACUAAUUCUAUAUUAAUCCUCCUGAAGAAGUUUUCCAUCUUCCUCAAAUACACAUCUAUGAUUAGCUUCAUAUCCUGUGCGAAAUUGGAAAUAUUACAUUUAGUUCUCAUGUCCAAACCAUUGUGAACAGCUGGACCCCAAGUACUGAUCAUUGCAGUACCUCUCUUUCACAUUGGCAGACUAAGACUAAUGACCCAUUUAUUCCUUCUCUCUCUUAUGUCUGUUAGUUAAUCCCUAAUCCACUCCAGCCCUUUACCUAAUAUACCAUGUGCCUUGGUUUGGCUAACCAACCUCCUGUAGGGGCCUUAGCAGUGGAAGGAUGUUAUUAAAAGGUUCCUGAAAGUCAUACAACAUCCCUUUUAACAAUUAUGGUACCCAUCCUCAAAAAAUUCCAACCAGUUUUUAAAUUAUGAUUUUCCAUUUGCAAAUGCAUGCUAUGUCCAGUCAGAUCAGUUUUCUCCAAGUGCCAUUUGUCACUUCCUUUAUGAUAAGAGCCUUGCAUUUUCUUCAUUACUAGUGUAAGGCUGACAGAUUUGUAAUUUCUUGUUCUUUCUCGUGCUGCUUUCUUAACAGUUGGGUAACAUUUGGAAGCUUUUAAUCUGCAGGAACCAUUCCAGAGUCAAUGGAAUUGAGAAAAUGUUUACCAGUUCAUGGAUUGUCUCGAUAGUACCAGUAAGAGGCAGUCAGAUCCUAGGAAUUUAUCAACUUUCAAAGCCCCAUUAUUUUCUCCAGUACAACCUUCUGACUUAUUUCCUUCAAUUAUUCAUUUCUCCUAGUAACUUGAUUCUCUAAUUCCAGGAGACCUUUGUGACUUCCUCAGUGAAACCAGACACAAAGUAAUCAUUUAGCUUCUCCUCUAUUACUUUAUUCACUAAUAUAAAUUCUCCUAAUUCUGCUUUCAAUUAAUCCACCUUCGUCUUAGUCACUGUUUCCUUUAUGUACCUGUAGAAGUUUUUAAACUUCAUAGUUUUAUGCUAGAUUGCAUUUGUAUUUUCUUGUUCCUUAUCAGUUUCCUGCUUUGCUCAAAAACAACGUUAUAAAAACUUCACAGAUUUAGUAUUUCUUCUGGCCACUUCAAAGCCAUUUCUUCUAGUCGAACACAAUUCUUAACUUCCUUUACAAUUAAAAUGUAGAACAUAGAACAGUACAGCACAGCACAAGCCUUUCAGCUCACGAUGUUGUGCCGACCUGUUAUCCUACUAAGAUCAAUCUACCCAUUUUCUCAAAACUCGCUAUCAAUCUACCCUACUCUACAUUUUACUAUCCUCCAUGUGCCUAUCCAAGAGUUGUUUAAAAGUCUCCAAAGUAUCUGACUCCACUACCACUGUCAGCAGGGCAUUCCAUGUGACAACCAGUUAACUGACCUUUUUUGAGUUUUAGCACCUUGAUGGAAUAUGUUUUAAAUAAUGCAUUGUUUGUUUAAUACAGUUAAACAUAUCUAUGUUUCACAGGCAUUAUAGAGUUAGUUGUCUACCCAGUGUACAAAAGGAGCAAAAAAAAGAUAGAUAGCUUUCUUCUUCAAACCUUCAUAUGAACAUAGAAUAAAUUACCAAAUAAAGAGCAUUUAAUACAUGUUUAUUCUCCUAUGACAGAUAACUGGAAUUUUCAUUCCAAUAUCAGUGUUUUUCUUGCUGAUGUUUGCACUCAGAAUAAUCUUGAAUACCAAUAUGUUAGCAGUGUAGACUGUGUAUAGAUGUCAGCCAUGUACAACUUUAUUUUCAAGAAGAAUAAAUAUCAGUUCUGACAGAAAA
Molecule: messenger RNA, 3690 nt
Organism: Stegostoma tigrinum
Lineage: Eukaryota; Metazoa; Chordata; Chondrichthyes; Orectolobiformes; Stegostomatidae
Exons: 2
Coding region: 4-669 (221 amino acids)
Source: RefSeq, a predicted model, not a curated record